Messenger RNA from Odobenus rosmarus divergens (Pacific walrus), 3531 nucleotides. RefSeq names its product PR domain containing 15 (gene PRDM15). The record is from RefSeq and is a predicted model, not a curated record. Gene Ontology annotation, biological process: cell fate commitment; regulation of transcription by RNA polymerase II. Gene Ontology annotation, cellular component: nucleus; cytoplasm. NCBI's taxonomy places the organism in Eukaryota, Metazoa, Chordata, Mammalia, Carnivora, Odobenidae. Gene Ontology annotation, molecular function: histone deacetylase binding; RNA polymerase II cis-regulatory region sequence-specific DNA binding; DNA-binding transcription factor activity. Bases 1 to 3531 code for a protein of 1176 amino acids. The transcript is spliced from 24 exons.
AUGCCCCGCCACCGCCCCACGGCUUCCGGUGCUGCGCAGUUUCCGGAGCGGAUCGCAACCCGGAGUCCGGAUCCGAGCCCGCUCUGCACAUUCCACAGGCAGGUGUCAGAAAUGGCUGAGGACGGGAGUGAGGAGAUCAUGUUCAUCUGGUGUGAGGAUUGCAGCCAGUACCAUGACUCCGAAUGUCCUGAGCUGGGCCCCGUGGUCAUGGUCAAAGACUCCUUUGUGUUAAGCAGGGCACGAUCAUCUCUCCCUUCCAACCUGGAGAUCAGGCGACUGGAAGACGGAGCCGAAGGAGUGUUUGCUGUGACCCAGCUCGUCAAGAGAACACAGUUUGGUCCGUUUGAGUCGAGGAGAGUGGCCAAAUGGGAGAAGGAAUCUGCGUUCCCACUGAAGGUGUUCCAGAAGGAUGGGCAUCCCGUGUGCUUCGACACCUCCAACGAGGACGACUGCAACUGGAUGAUGCUGGUGCGGCCGGCAGUGGGGCCCGAGCACCAGAACCUGACGGCCUACCAGCACGGCAACGACGUGUACUUCACCACCUCAAGGGACAUCCCCCCGGGCGCCGAGCUGCGUGUGUGGUACGCCGCCUUCUACGCCAAGAAGAUGGACAAGCCCAUGCUGAAGCAGGCCUGCUCCGGAGCCCACGCUGCAGGCACGCCAGAAAGCAGCGCCGCGGUGGAGUCUGAGCCCAGCCCGUGGGUAUGUAAAGUGUGUUCCGCCACCUUCCUGGAGCUGCAGCUUCUGAAUGAGCAUCUGUUGGGUCACUUGGAACAAGCCAAAAGCCUUCCCCCAGCCAGCCAGCAUGAAGCAGCUCCUGAGAAGGAACCAGAUGUGCCCCGGGGGGAGCCUCCUGCAGUUCCCAAGAGUGUCAGUGCCACCAAAGAGCAGAAGAAAAAGCCUCGAAGGGGGAGAAAACCCAAAGCAUCAAAACCUGAGCAGCCACUAGACAUCAUAGAAGGCAAGGAGCCAGCAGAGCCAGUGGCAGAGAUCAUUACCGAGGUCCCGCCGGAUGAGCCCGUGGCCGCAGCACCGGACGAGCGCAUCAUGGAGCUGGUUCUGGGGAAGCUGACCACCAGCACCGGUGACGCCAGUUCAGUGCCAAAGUUCCCGCAUCAUCAGAGCACCACCAUUGCCCUCAAGAGGAGCCUAAUUCUGUCGAGCCGGCACGGCGUCCGGAGGAAGCUCGUCAGACAGCUGGGGGAGCACAGACGGGUCUAUCAGUGCGGUAUCUGCAGCAAGAUCUUCCAGAACAGCAGCAACCUGAGCAGGCAUGUGCGCUCGCACGGCGACAAGCUAUUUAAAUGUGAGGAAUGUGCCAAGUUGUUCAGCCGCAAGGAGAGUCUGAAGCAGCACGUGUCCUACAAGCACAGCAGGAACGAGGUGGACGGCGAGUACAGGUACCGGUGCGGCACUUGUGAGAAGACUUUCCGCAUCGAGAGCGCCCUGGAAUUCCACAACUGCAGGACAGAUGACAAGACGUUCCAAUGUGAGAUGUGUUUCAGAUUCUUCUCCACCAACAGUAACCUUUCCAAGCACAAGAAGAAGCACGGGGACAAGAAGUUUGCUUGUGAGGUCUGCAACAAAAUGUUCUACCGCAAGGACGUCAUGCUCGACCACCAGAGGAGGCACCUGGAAGGAGUGCGGCGGGUCAAGAGAGAAGACCUGGACACCGGCGGUGAGAACCUGGUCCGCUAUAAGAAGGAGCCCUCGGGAUGCCCCGUGUGUGGCAAGGUGUUCUCCUGCAGAAGCAACAUGAACAAGCACCUGCUGACCCAUGGCGACAAGAAGUACACCUGCGAGAUCUGCGGCCGCAAGUUCUUCCGUGUGGACGUGCUCAGGGACCACAUCCACGUCCACUUCAAGGACAUCGCGCUGAUGGACGACCACCAGAGGGAGGAGUUUAUCGGCAAGAUCGGCAUCUCCUCGGAAGAGAACGACGACAACUCAGAUACGAGCGCGGACUCGGAGCCUCACAAAUACAGCUGCAAACGGUGCCAGCUCACCUUCGGCCGGGGCAAGGAGUACCUGAAGCACAUCAUGGAGGUGCACAAGGAGAAGGGCUACGGCUGUAGCAUCUGCAACCGGCGCUUCGCCCUGAAGGCCACCUACCAUGCGCACAUGGUCAUCCACCGCGAGAACCUGCCGGAUCCCAAUGUGCAGAAGUACAUCCACCCGUGCGAGAUCUGCGGCCGCAUCUUCAACAGCAUCGGGAACUUGGAGCGGCACAAGCUCAUCCACACAGGUGUGAAGAGCCACGCCUGCGAGCAGUGUGGGAAAUCCUUCGCCCGGAAGGAUAUGCUGAAGGAGCACAUGCGCGUGCACGACAACAUCCGGGAGUACCUGUGUGCCGAGUGCGGGAAAGGCAUGAAGACCAAGCACGCGCUGCGUCACCACAUGAAGCUACACAAGGGCAUCAAGGAGUACGAGUGCAAAGAGUGCCACCGCAAGUUCGCGCAGAAGGUCAACAUGCUCAAGCACUACAAGCGGCACACGGGGAUUAAAGAUUUCAUGUGUGAGCUGUGCGGGAAGACCUUCAGCGAGAGGAACACGAUGGAGACCCACAAGCUCAUCCACACAGUGGGCAAGCAGUGGACGUGCUCCGUGUGCGACAAGAAGUACGUCACCGAGUACAUGCUGCAGAAGCACGUGCAGCUCACCCAUGACAAGGUGGAAGCGCAGAGCUGUCAGCUGUGCGGGACCAAGGUGUCCACCAGGGCCUCCAUGAGCAGACACAUACGGCGCAAGCACCCGGAGGUCCUGGCUGUGAGGAUUGAUGACCUGGACCACCUCCCAGAGACCACCACCAUCGAUGCCUCCUCCAUUGGCAUCGUCCAGCCUGAACUGAGUCUGAAGCAGGAAGAUCUGGCCGAGGGGAAGCACGUGAAAGCUGCCAGGAGGGCCCACAAGAGGAAGCAGAAGCCGGAGGUGGAGGCAGCGGGAGCCCCGGGGCCAGAGGAGGCCACCUUCAGCGAGUACUCGGAGAAGGAGCCCGUGCUGUCAGGCGUGGGGGACGAAACCGACUCCGCGGUGCAGAGCAUCCAACAGGUGGUAGUGACCCUGGGUGACCCAAAUGUGACCACUCCAUCGAGCUCAGUGGGCCUGACCAACAUCACCGUGACCCCUAUCACCACCGCCGCUGGGACUCAGUUUACCAAUCUCCAGCCAGUGGCUGUUGGGCACCUAACCACCCCGGAGCGCCAGCUGCAGCUGGACAACUCCAUCCUGACCGUGACCUUUGACACCGUCAGCGGCUCUGCCAUGUUGCACAACCGCCAGAACGACAUCCAGAUCCACCCCCAGCCAGAAGCCUCAAACCCGCAGUCCGUGGCCCACUUCAUCAAUCUGACCACGCUGGUCAACUCUAUCACGCCCCUGGGGAACCAGCUUGGCGACCAGCACCCACUCACAUGGCGUGCGGUGCCGCAGACAGACGUCCUGCCGCCCCCCCCGCCGCAGGCGCCCCCCCCGCCGCAGGUGCCCCCGCCGCAGGUGCAGGCCGAGCCCCAGCAGCAGAUGUACAGCUACUGA